Molecule: messenger RNA, 4532 nt
Organism: Xyrauchen texanus (razorback sucker)
Lineage: Eukaryota; Metazoa; Chordata; Actinopteri; Cypriniformes; Catostomidae
Product: protein O-mannosyl-transferase TMTC2-like
Exons: 12
Coding region: 194-2695 (833 amino acids)
Biological process (GO): protein O-linked glycosylation via mannose
Cellular component (GO): endoplasmic reticulum membrane
Molecular function (GO): mannosyltransferase activity; protein binding
Source: RefSeq, a predicted model, not a curated record
UCUCAACACUGUCGCUCUGAGCACGUUCAGACACACUCGGUUGUUCCGUAAAUACUGUAAGUUCACCGCGCGAAUAACAUGGGUUAAUAUGUGCGGAUAACUCUGCGUGAGGAUGGAGACUCGGAUAUUGUGUUUCGACAGGACAGAAAUCACAGAAGGGCUUUAAUAUCUUCUCUUUUGUUGUGUGUGAGAGAUGAUCGCAGUGUUUGUGUGCAGCGCGGCCGCUUUCAUCCUGUACGUCAACACACUGGACGCGGACUUCUGCUAUGAUGACAGCCGUGCUAUCAAAACCAACCAGGACCUUCUCCCCGAAACGCCUUGGACUAACAUCUUGUACGAUGACUUCUGGGGGACGCUUCUCACCCACAGCGGCAGCCACAAGUCGUACCGGCCGCUCUGCACGCUGUCCUUCCGCCUGAACUACGCCCUGAGCGGCCUGAACCCCUGGAGCUAUCACCUGAUCAACGUGCUCCUCCACUGCACCGCCACCGCGCUCUUCUCCAGCUUCUCCGGCCUGCUGCUGGGGUCGGGCCGCUGGAGCCUGCUGGCCGGGCUUCUCUUCGCCGCUCACCCCAUACACACCGAGGCCGUGGCGGGCGUCGUGGGUCGGGCCGACGUGGGAGCAGCUCUUUUCUUCCUCUUGGCCCUGCGCUGCUACAUUCGGUACUGCGCCCUGAGGACGAGCGGCGGGCACGGGCGGAGCUGGGCAUGGUUAUUGGGCACUUUGGCGUGUGCUUCCUGUAGCAUGCUGUGGAAGGAGCAGGGCGUGACGGUUCUCGCUGUGGCGGCCGUGUACGACGUGUUUGUCUUCCAUCGGCUGAAGUUGCAGCAGGUUCCUGCACUCUUCCGAAAGAAGAAGAAUCUGCCGCUGCUGUCGAGUGUGUUUGUGUUGGGCUGUUGGGGAAUCUGUCUUCUGGCCGGUCGUCUCUACUGGAUGGGCAACAAACCUCCAAACUUCUCCAACUCGGACAACCCUGCAGCAGACUGCCCCUGUUUCCUGUCCAGGACUCUCACCUUCUUCUACCUGCCGGCUGUGAACGUUUGGCUCCUCCUCUGCCCUGACAUGCUGAGUUUCGAUUGGUCGAUGGAUGCUCUGCCACUUGUGAGGAGCGUUGCUGAUUGGAGGAACCUCCACACCGUUGCCUUCUACGGCUCGCUGCUGGCGCUGGCAUGGUUCGGACUCCGCAGCAGCCCGACCAAAGGCAAGGAGACCAACGGGAAAGUCCAUCAUGUAGCAAACGGGAAAUCCACGAACGGUCACAGCUGUACCUCUGAUCACGAACACUUGACUCUUUAUUCAAACGGAACUAAUGGUACUGUAAAACACCAUGUGUCGUCUUUACCCAGCACUGAGAGUCUGGUGCUGUUCUCAUUGGGUCUGCUGGCCGUUCCCUUCAUCCCAGCCACCAACCUCUUCUUCUACGUGGGCUUUGUGGUGGCCGAGCGAGUGCUCUACAUCCCCAGUAUGGGCUUCUGUCUGCUGGUAGUGCUGGGGAUGAGGUCUUCAUAUGUCCGACUGAGGAGGAAGUCCUCCAGAACACUCCUGAUGGGCUCCUGUGCUGCUCUGGUGCUUCUGUUUGGGAUGAAGACUGUUCUGAGGAAUCAUGACUGGCACAACGAGGAGAUGUUGUACAGGUCGGGGAUAUCUGUGAACCCUGCGAAAGCGUGGGGUAACCUGGGAAACGUCCUGAAGAACCAAGGGAAGGUGUCAGAGGCGGAGCAAGCGUACAGGAACGCUCUGUACUACCGCAGGAACAUGGCUGACAUGCUGUAUAACCUCGGUCUGUUGCUGCAGGAGAACAACAGAUUCUCAGAGGCGCUUCAUUUCUAUAAACUGGCCAUCGGGAGCAGACCCACUCUGGCCGCCGCUUACUUGAACACUGGGAUCAUCCUGAUGAAUCAGGGCCGUCUGGAGGAGUCCAAGCACACAUUUCUCACCUGCUCUGAUAUCCCAGAUGAAAACCUGAAGGAUCCUCACGCACACAAGAGCUCCGUCACCAGCUGCCUGUAUAAUCUGGGAAAACUGCUCCAUGAACAGGGUCAUCAGGAGGAGGCCAUAUCUGUAUAUAAAGCAGCCAUACAGAAGAUGCCCAGACAGUUUGCCCCACAGAGUCUGUAUAACAUGAUGGGAGAGGCUUACAUGAGACUCAACAAACUGACGGAGGCUGAGAUGUGGUAUAAAGAAUCCCUGCGAGCCAAACCAGACCAUAUACCUGCACACCUGACUUACGGCAAACUGCUGGCCAUGACGGGUCAGAAAACGGAAGCAGAGAAACUCUUUCUGAAGGCUGUCGAGCUCGAUCCUACUAAAGGAAACUGCUAUAUGCAUUAUGGUCAGUUUUUGCUGGAAGACUCGAGACUUUUGGAAGCUGCUGAAAUGGCACAGAAAGCCGCUCGGUUGGACAGUGAAGAGUUUGAUGUGGUUUUCAGCGCAGCUCAUAUGCUCAGGCAAGCAAGCCUCAAUGAAGCAGCUGAGAAAUACUACAGACAAGCAGCGAGUCUGAGAUCUAAUCAUCCUGCAGCCCUCAUGAAUCUCGGAGCCAUUCUCCAUCUGAACGGGAAGCUCCAGGAGGCCGAGGCCAAUUACCUGAGAGCCUUGCAGCUGAAACCGGACGACACCAUCACCCAGUCCAACCUGAGGAAGCUGUGGAACAUCAUGGAGAAACAGGGCUUGAGGACUCAUGGACACCUUUGACUUAAGAGCACCUCCACGGAGGUUUAGAGGGACGUGUUCUCUCUGCUCUCUCUCUCCUGAGGUCAUCUACGUCCCAGAGCAGACUAAUGACGUCUUCAGGACCUCCAAAUGAGGGCAGCUACUGUAUGUUUGGUACAAUGGAGAACAUCUGGAAGACUCUAAAGCUGUAGAGCCGAACCUCUCUAGAGCAUUUCUCUUUUCUGAGGUCUUCGAGAACUCAGAAGAAGUUCUUCACUUGAAGUGGCUCAUAGAUACAUACUUGAAGUCUCACGAUUGAUUAGGUUUGAAUUAGUUAGUUGAUGCUUAAUAGUCUUGAUGGGCAAUAUUUGCUGUAAGGCUGUGUAACAAUGUGACGAUGUCUAUGAACAGUUCAUUCAUUGGACUGGAGUCAUAUUUAUUGAGUACAUCAGAGCUUAAGUACAAAGGUGACGCAUGAUUUUAUGCCGUCUAAACCGAUCAACAUAACAAGAUAAAAUGGCCACGAAAACACGUUCCCACAAAAACCGUUGUAUUGACACUCUACAUGUUCACCGCAGAUGAUACGACACGUCUUACACGUGUUUGAUUCACGGAUUUGUGCGUUAGACGGGAUCAUGGAUUGAUCCACGCACAGUACCUUGCCAAAAAUAACCGUAAUCCCGAAAGAAGCGUCGGAUAAGCUCUGGAGCCUGAAGGAAGCGCUCUCUCUCUGCAGAACAUGUGGACUGCGCUGCUUGACGGUGGGAAGAGUGAUGGAUCACAUGUGUCUCCGUCAGCAGGAGGACAGAUCUGUGGACAUCAGCAAAUGAUGAUGUCUCAUUUACAGCCGGUCCAGUAUAAAGAGAACUCCUCUAACAGUACACAGCCGUAGUGUUUAAGGGAUUGUUUGUGUGAUAUUGCUUUAGUGUUUUAUUAUGUUUGAGUGUAUAAAUUGAACCUAAUAUAUAAAAGUGACACAUUAAGCCAGAAUAACAAUGUGUGAAUUCCGUGUUCUCAUUCUUGCGAUUGUUUCAUCAUCGUCUUCUUGUCGUGUUUGUCCCUGAGCUGUGUGUUCAUACGUGAGGAUACAUUGUGUCACAUUAAUGAGUGUUGUUAUGAAGGGAAUACCGUGACGGGUCAGUAUUCAAUGAUUCCCAUGUGUUUGAGGGGAAGUGAAACAGCUGGCACUGUGUUAUCUGUCAAAUUAUUUCUGAACAUUUGAUGUAAUUCAUCCGCUGUUUUCUUCACAUGUUUCAGAGGCGUGUUCUGGAAUAAACCUGUCAUGUGUCCUGCGUGUGUCUGACUGUCUCAGAACAAACCGUCUCUUUAUGACUGAAAUGUAAACAAUAAUCAAUAUUAGAAAGAUGUAACAGUGAAUCUCAUGAGGAAAUCUUCGGGUCAUAUUUCACCCCAAAAUCAACAGAAAACAAUGAAGCCUACCAUGAUUUCUUUAUUAAAUUGAUAAUUGUUUUGAAUGUUUUCUGAUAUUCCGUGUCCUCUUCACAUGAUCAACAUGUUCCUGUAUCUCAGCUUUAUUCUCUUGAUUUUGGGGUGCAGGAUGAUAUUUCUUGAGCGUUUGCGUGAGGUUCACCUGCAGCAUUGCACAUUAUCAGAUGAAUUAAUACCACAGUUGCAGAAACAGACUAAUGUGUGAAGAGAUCUGCUCUGUUACGUCAUCAUCGUUAAUACGCCAGAUUAUAUUGAGUCUCCGUGUUAUUGUGACGCACAUUCAGUGUAAAUGAUCUAAUGUUUGUUGUUCACUGUGUGUUUAUAUGACAACACGUGUUUUACACGAACCUCCCUCACUAAUGCACCAGCUGUGUGUGUGUGUGUGUGUGUGUCUGAGUGUUUAUGUGUGUGUCUGAGUGUUUGUGUGUGU